Messenger RNA from Sinocyclocheilus anshuiensis, 3047 nucleotides. Its product is annotated as cullin-4B. Gene Ontology annotation, biological process: ubiquitin-dependent protein catabolic process. The transcript has 18 exons. Gene Ontology annotation, cellular component: cullin-RING ubiquitin ligase complex. Gene Ontology annotation, molecular function: ubiquitin protein ligase binding. The record is from RefSeq and is a predicted model, not a curated record. NCBI's taxonomy places the organism in Eukaryota, Metazoa, Chordata, Actinopteri, Cypriniformes, Cyprinidae. Bases 1 to 1983 code for a protein of 660 amino acids.
AUGAUGACUGUCUGCUUACAGACUGCUAAUCAUAACUGUGAUAGGAAACCAUUUCUUAACUCUUGCCCUACGGAUGCCCUAGACAGUGUUCUGUUCCUCAAGAAAAUAGACAAAUGUUGGCAAGAUCACUGCAGACAAAUGAUCAUGAUUAGGAGUAUAUUUUUGUUUUUGGAUCGCACAUAUGUUUUACAAAAUUCAAUGCUGCCAUCAAUCUGGGACAUGGGCUUGGAGUUGUUCCGUUUCUAUAUCAUCAGUGACCUGAAGGUGCAGAGUAAGACAAUCGAUGGGAUUCUGCUUCUUAUUGAGAGAGAGCGGAGUGGAGAGGCCAUAGACCGCAGUCUCCUGAGGAGUCUUCUGAGCAUGCUCUCAGAUCUGCAGAUUUAUCAGGAUUCAUUUGAGCAGCGCUUUCUGGAGGAGACAAAUCGACUGUAUGCUGCAGAGGGCCAGAGACUCAUGCAGGAAAGAGAGGUGCCAGAGUAUCUCCAUCAUGUCAACAAACGUCUGGAAGAGGAGGCAGACAGAGUCAUUACAUACUUAGACCAGAGCACACAAAAACCCCUCAUUGCCACAGUGGAAAAGCAACUGCUUGGAGAACACCUCACUGCAAUACUUCAGAAAGGUUUGAAUAACCUGCUGGAUGAGAACCGUAUUCAGGAUCUGUCUCUGCUGUUCCAGCUCUUCAGUCGUGUGAGGGGAGGCGUUCAGGUGCUUCUGCAGCACUGGAUCGAGUACAUCAAGGCCUUUGGAAGCACAAUUGUCAUCAACCCAGAGAAAGACAAGACAAUGGUUCAGGAGCUUUUGGAUUUCAAGGAUAAAGUCGAUCACAUCAUUGAUGUGUGUUUCAUGAGGAAUGAGAAGUUUGUUAAUGGCAUGAAGGAGGCUUUCGAGACCUUUAUCAAUAAACGGCCAAACAAACCUGCUGAGCUCAUAGCAAAAUAUGUGGAUUCAAAGCUCCGUGCUGGGAACAAAGAAGCGACUGAUGAGGAACUUGAGAAAAUGUUGGACAAGAUAAUGAUCAUAUUCCGGUUCAUUUAUGGCAAAGAUGUUUUUGAGGCCUUCUACAAGAAAGACUUGGCGAAGAGGUUACUGGUGGGAAAGAGUGCCUCUGUAGAUGCAGAGAAAUCAAUGCUGUCAAAACUGAAGCAUGAAUGUGGAGCUGCAUUUACCAGUAAGCUGGAAGGGAUGUUUAAAGACAUGGAGCUGUCAAAAGAUAUUAUGGUGCAGUUCAAACAGCACAUGCAAUGCCAAAAUAUUCCUGGGAACAUUGAGCUGACAGUGAACAUCCUCACUAUGGGUUAUUGGCCAACAUAUGUACCCAUGGAAGUACAUCUGCCUGCAGAGAUGGUGAGAUUGCAGGAGAUUUUCAAAACGUUUUACCUGGGCAAACACAGUGGACGGAAACUACAAUGGCAGUCUACGUUAGGACAUUGUGUUUUAAAGGCAGAAUUCAAAGAGGGCAAAAAAGAGCUGCAGGUUUCCCUGUUUCAGACUUUAGUUCUGCUGAUGUUUAAUGAAGGGGAGGAGUUCUCUCUGGAGGAUAUUAAACUUGCUACAGGCAUUGAGGACGGUGAGCUGAGGCGGACUCUGCAGUCACUGGCCUGUGGGAAGGCACGUGUCCUUACCAAAACCCCAAAGAGUAAAGACGUGGAGGAUGGAGACAAGUUCUCUUGUAAUGAUGAUUUCAAACACAAGCUCUUCAGGAUUAAAAUCAACCAGAUCCAGAUGAAAGAAACGGUGGAGGAGCAAGCCAGCACUACAGAGAGAGUAUUCCAGGACCGUCAGUACCAAAUCGAUGCUGCCAUUGUUCGAAUCAUGAAGAUGAGGAAAACUCUCAGCCAUAACCUUCUGGUGUCUGAAGUGUACAACCAACUUAAAUUCCCAGUCAAGCCUGCUGAUCUGAAGAAGAGGAUAGAGUCACUUAUUGACAGGGACUACAUGGAAAGGGAUAAGGAGAAUCCCAAUCAAUACAACUAUGUGGCUUAGAGAGAGGGAGAAUAAGAGGGGUAGAUGAGGGAUGUUAGAAAUGACAGGAGGAGGCUGUUCUCAGUGACGUUGUUUACUUCCCUUAGCACAUGGAGCCCCUUGUUCCAGGUUUUGUUCACUUUAACAUCUUCACCCAGUGACCAACAACUGAAUCAGUUUUCUCUUCAUGGAUUUGACAGGGUAGUGUAUGUUCUAUUUCUAUCAGAAUGGUGUGUCCAAUUAGAAGAAAAGAAAAUACAAAAUUAUUUUGUUAAAAUGCUUCUGAGAAUUGGACUAUCCCAAGUUUAAAAAGAAAAGUUGUUUAUUUUCAGACUUGGCUCCAUGGCUUUUGUUUGUCUCUGGCAUGUUUUUUUUUUUUCAUGGUUUAUUCAUGCAAAUAUCACAACAUAUUGACGUAUUACCUGUGCAAAGAAAACCAACACCAGAUUGAUUGAAUUUGACUCUCUUGUUCAGUCAGUGUUGUAUUGGGUAGCAGUGUGUGAAAACAGGUUUUCUCUUUGCCAAUGUUUGUUCAAAGAAAAGAAGAUUCAGCUGAUUGGUCACAAGCAAUUUAUGUUCUGUGAAUGUGAUUUAUUGAUAAAUAGAACAAUUGAGGCUGAUUGGAAAUUUCACAGUUUGUGCCAAGAUUAGAUAAAACCAAGCACUUGUUUUGUUUGUAGGAAUGUUAACGCUGCUAAACACUAACUUGUACAUCUUCCUUCUUUUUCCCUCCUUGCUUACACCUUCUCACAUUUCCUCCUCUUGUUUAUUUUGUAUAUACAUUUUACACACAACUUAGAUGUUUGACACUCUCGACUACAUUGCAACUGCAUUCUUUCUCCCUGGAAACUCUGAACAAGCACAGCAGCACCAUUUUAUCAUUCUAGUGUUUCCAAGUUUAUAUAACCCUUAAGUUCUGAAUUAGGCCCGUAUACUGAGAAGCUCCUCUGUGUGGCAUCACUGGAUCUGUCUGGAAUUUUUGGCAAUGGUGUUUUGAGAAAUCACACUUAAGUGGACAGUCGUCCAGUGUCUGGAAAAAGUAUGCUUGUUUUUAUUGCCUCAGAAUAAACAACUGUAUGUGUUUC